AUGUCCCGACAGCCUCGACCUCGGCCUCCUACUGCUCGCAGCGUACUCCACGCAGGUACCCGUACUCCUGGCCCCUGCCGAGACCCCUGCCCGGCCCGCUCCAGCUGCUAUCCACCGGUGAUUAACCCGACCCGGUCCGGUUCGAUCCGGUCCUAUCGAUUGACCACACCGUGGCCGGCCCAGUUUGGCCCGACUUCGGGUCCACCAUCCCGCCCCAUCAGGCCUCCUCUGGACUCGGGUCCACCCAGCCCUCUAGGUCAGCAAGCUCAGCUCCUCCUCCUCCUCUGGCCCAAUCGGCUAUGGUUCUUCUCCGUCGGGCCCAAUCGGUCACGGCUCUCCUUUGAACCCCGACCAUCUUCUGUUUUCCCCGGGCCUUGUCAUGGGCCGGGUCCGUCGGCGUCGGCAGCAAACCCGGUCCGCUGA
Linum trigynum is the source of this 423-nucleotide messenger RNA. The record is from the annotation of a GenBank genome assembly. NCBI's taxonomy places the organism in Eukaryota, Viridiplantae, Streptophyta, Magnoliopsida, Malpighiales, Linaceae.